AAUCAGAAGGAUGAGAGUAUUGGAUGAAAAAGCCAAGAUAGCCCCAUUGUUUCUCUUUCACUGUGGAAUCAUCUCAGUUCCCCAAAGCUACAUCCUUUUUGGCUCUUGGAGAUCUGGAUUGGAUUUAGAUUGUGUUUUUGGGUUUAAAGUCCAAAUGGGUUCACCGGAAAGAUUGUUUGGCCGGCAGAGAAGCCUUCAUGAGAUCCUUGGAGGAGGUCUCGUUGCAGAUGUGAUCUUGUGGAGGCAGAAAGAUGUGACAAUGGGGAUACUGUUAGUAGCUUUAGCUGCUUGGGUGGUGUUUGAGAAGUCUGGUUAUACAUUGCUAUCACUGGUCUCUAGUGUUCUUCUCCUUCUCUUUGUCAUUCUGUUUCUCUGGGCAAAAGCGGCUGCCAUUCUGAACCGACCAGCUCCACCCCUGCCUGAAUUUCAGUUAUCAGAAGAAAUGGUGAAUGAAGCUGCAGCUGUCAUCCGCACUCGUGUAAACGCUUUGCUUUUGGUUUCACAAGAUAUUUCUCUUGGUAAGGACUCAACGUUGUUCUUCAAAGUAGCGGCUUACCUGCUUCUGAUCUACUUUAUUGGUGGCUUGACUGAUUUCCUGACUUUGGGCUACACCAGCCUUGUCAUUGUUCUGACAAUUCCAGCAUCCUACGACAGAUGUGAGGAUUAUGCGGACAAGUAUGUCAUAAUGGGUUACAGGAAAUUGCUGAAAUUGUAUGCUAAACUAGAUGAAGAAUAUGUAAACAGAUUUCAACACUUGAUAUUGGAGAAGAAGAAACUUAGUUGAUGCUACUAAGUUCAUGUGA
Argentina anserina (silverweed cinquefoil) is the source of this 803-nucleotide messenger RNA. RefSeq names its product reticulon-like protein B12. The record is from RefSeq and is a predicted model, not a curated record. The coding region runs from base 11 to 784 and encodes 257 amino acids. The transcript has 4 exons. Lineage: Eukaryota; Viridiplantae; Streptophyta; Magnoliopsida; Rosales; Rosaceae.